This is a messenger RNA of Lynx canadensis (Canada lynx), 3823 nucleotides long. RefSeq names its product guanylate cyclase 2D, retinal (gene GUCY2D). The record is from RefSeq and is a predicted model, not a curated record. Gene Ontology annotation, molecular function: guanylate cyclase activity; peptide receptor activity; ATP binding. NCBI's taxonomy places the organism in Eukaryota, Metazoa, Chordata, Mammalia, Carnivora, Felidae. Gene Ontology annotation, biological process: intracellular signal transduction; protein phosphorylation; cGMP biosynthetic process. Bases 1 to 3303 code for a protein of 1100 amino acids. The transcript is spliced from 19 exons.
AUGACGGCGUGCGCCCUCCCCGCGGGUGGGUGUCCGGACCCCCGGCGCCGCGCCCCCGCGCGGCGGGUUCCAUCCCCGCCCGGCGUCCCCCGGGCCCUGCCGCUGCUUCUGCUGCUCCUGCCGCCCUCCGCCCGGCCCGCCGUCUUCACAGUGGGGGUGCUGGGCCCCUGGGCCUGCGACCCCAUCUUCGCGCGCGCCCGCCCGGACCUGGCCGCCCGCCUGGCCGCCGCCCGCCUGAACCACGACCCUGCCAGGGCAGGGUCCCCCCGCUUCGAGGUCGCGCUGCUGCCCGAGCCGUGCCGGACGCCGGGCUCCCUGGGGGCGGUGUCGUCCGCGCUGGGCCGCGUCUCGGGCCUCGUGGGCCCGGUGAACCCCGCGGCCUGCCGGCCGGCCGAGCUCCUGGCCCAGGAGGCGGGGGUCACGCUGGUGCCCUGGGGCUGCCCCGGGACGCGGGCGGCGGGCACGACGGCCCCCGCGGUGACGCCCGCGGCGGACGCCCUCUACGCUCUCCUCCGCGCCUUCCGCUGGGCGCGCGUGGCCCUGGUCACCGCGCCCCAGGACCUGUGGGUGGAGGCGGGACGCGCCCUGUCCGCCGCGCUCAGGGCGCGGGGUCUGCCCGUUGCCCUGGUGACCACCAUGGAGCCGUCGGACGUGUCCGGGGCCCGGGAGGCCCUGAGGAGGGUCCAGGACGGGCCCAGAGUCAGAGCCGUGAUCAUGGUGAUGCACUCGGUGCUGCUGGGCGGCCAGGAGCAGCGCUGCCUGCUGGAGGCCGCCGAAGAGCUGGGCCUGGCCGACGGCUCCCUGGUCUUCCUGCCCUUUGACACGCUCCACUACGCCCUGUCACCGGGCCCCGAGGCCUUGGCCGCCCUGGCCAACAGCUCCCGGCUUCGCAGGGCCCACGAUGCGGUGCUCACCCUCACGCGGCACUGUCCCCCCGGGGGCAGCGUGAUGGACAGCCUGCGCAGGGCCCAGGAGCGCCAGGAGCUGCCCUCUGACCUGGAUCUGCCGCAGGUGUCCCCACUCUUCGGCACCAUCUACGACGCGGUCUUCCUGCUGGCGGGGGGCGUGGCGCGAGCGCGGGCGGCCGCAGGGGGCGGCUGGGUGUCCGGAGCAGCGGUGGCCCGCCACAUCCAGGACGCCCAGGUCCCCGGCUUCUGCGGGGCCCUGGGAGGAGCCGAGGAGCCCCCGUUUGUGCUGCUGGACACGGACGCGGCGGGGGACCAGCUGUUCGCCACAUACGUGCUGGACCCCACCCGGGGCUCCCUCCGCUCCGCUGGGACCCCGGUGCAUUUCCCUAGAGGGGGAGGAGGACCCGGGCCUGACCCCUCGUGUUGGUUCGAGCCAGACAUCAUCUGCAACGGAGGAGUGGAGCCCGGCCUCGUCUUUAUCGGCUUCCUCCUGGUGGUUGGGAUGGGGCUGACAGGGGCCUUCCUGGCCCAUUAUGUGAGGCAUCGUCUGAUUCACAUCCAGAUGGUCUCUGGCCCCAACAAGAUCAUCCUGACUCUGGACGAUAUCACUUUCCUCCACCCGCAAGGGGGCAGCUCUCGAAAGGUGGUCCAGGGGAGCCGAUCGAGUCUGGGUGCACACAGCGUGUCAGACGUUCGCAGCGUCCCCAGCCAGCCCGCGGACAGCGCCAACGUUGGCCUCUACGAGGGAGACUGGGUUUGGCUGAAGAAAUUCCCAGGGGAUCAGCACAUAGCUAUCCGCCCAGCAACCAGGACAGCCUUCUCCAAGCUCCAGGAGCUGCGGCACGAGAACGUGGUCCUCUACCUGGGGCUCUUCCUCGGCAGCGGAGCGGGUGGCACCAUGGCCCCCGGGGAGCGCAUGCUGGCCGUGGUCUCCGAGCACUGUACCCGGGGCUCCCUCCACGACCUCCUCGCCCAGAGAGACAUAAAGCUGGACUGGAUGUUCAAGUCCUCCCUCCUCCUGGACCUCAUCAAGGGAAUGAGGUAUCUGCACCACCGAGGCGUGGCCCACGGGCGCCUUAAGUCACGGAACUGCGUGGUGGACGGGAGGUUCGUGCUGAAAGUCACCGACCACGGUCAGGGGCGCCUGCUGGAAGCGCAGAGGGUGUUGCCGGAGCCUCCCAGCGCGGAGGACCAGCUGUGGACAGCCCCGGAGCUGCUUCGGGACCCGGCCCUGGAGCGCAGGGGAACGAUGGCGGGUGACGUCUUCAGCCUGGGCAUCAUCAUGCAGGAGGUCGUGUGUCGCAGCGCCCCCUACGCCAUGCUGGAGCUGACCGCCGAGGAAGUGGUGGAGAGGGUCCGAAGUCCCCCUCCACUGUGCCGGCCCUCCGUGUCCGUGGACCAGGCGCCCACGGAGUGCAUCCAGCUGAUGAAACAGUGCUGGGCAGAGCAGCCGGACCUCCGGCCCUCCAUGGACCGCACCUUCGAGCAGUUCAAAAGCAUCAACAAGGGCCGGAAAACGAACAUCAUUGACUCCAUGCUGAGGAUGCUGGAACAGUACUCCAGCAACCUGGAGGACCUGAUCCGGGAGCGCACGGAAGAGCUGGAGCUGGAGAAGCAGAAGACAGACCGGCUGCUGACGCAGAUGCUGCCCCCUUCUGUGGCCGAGGCUCUGAAGACGGGGACACCUGUGGAGCCCGAGUAUUUUGAGGAGGUGACUCUGUACUUCAGCGACAUCGUGGGCUUCACCACCAUCUCGGCCAUGAGUGAGCCCAUCGAGGUGGUGGACCUGCUCAACGACCUCUACACGCUCUUUGACGCCAUCAUCGGCUCCCACGACGUCUACAAGGUGGAGACAAUUGGGGACGCCUACAUGGUGGCCUCGGGGCUGCCCCAGCGGAACGGGCAGCGGCACGCGGCGGAGAUCGCCAACAUGGCUCUGGACAUCCUCAGUGCCGUGGGCUCCUUCCGAAUGCGCCACAUGCCCGAGGUGCCCGUGCGCAUCCGCAUCGGCCUGCACUCGGGCCCGUGCGUGGCGGGCGUGGUGGGCCUCACCAUGCCGCGGUACUGCCUGUUUGGGGACACGGUCAACACCGCCUCGCGCAUGGAGUCCACGGGGCUGCCUUACCGCAUCCACGUGAACAUCAGCACCGUCCAGAUUCUCCGCGCCCUGGACGAGGGCUUCCAGACGGAGGUGCGCGGCCGCACGGAGCUGAAGGGCAAGGGCGCCGAAGACACGUACUGGCUGGUGGGCAGGCGCGGCUUCAACAAGCCCAUCCCCAAACCGCCGGAUCUGCAGCCGGGGGCCAGCAACCACGGCAUCAGCCUGCAGGAGAUCCCCCUGGAGCGGCGCCUGAAGCUGGAGAAGGCGAGGCCGGGCCAGUUCUCCGGGAAGUGAGGCGCGCAGCGCAGCGGGAACAGGAGUAUUCCGGAAGGUCCUUUUUCUGAAAGUUGCUGCUAUGGGUGACCAACAGUCUGGCUGAUACCAGUGGCUUCUGUCCGGCUCUGCCUCAAAGGAUUCUGGGCCUUUACACCUGCUGUGUGACCUCGGGAAAGUCUCGUGCACUCUCUGGGCUUGGAUUUCCCUCAUGAUGAAAUAAGGAGUGGCCUAGGUGGUUUCUGUGCUCCUAAGCUUCUGGAUGGCCUGGGUGUAUGGGCGCCGGCCCCAGUAACUCUGAGCCCAUCAGGAGAGGUGGGGCUGGGGAUUCUCCACUUUCCAGGGCCUCCCAGGGCCCCAGGAAGGAAGGUCUGGGGUUGGAAUCCCCAACCCCAGAGGAGGCAGAGACCUGCGGUUCCCCCGGAGCAGGGGUUUGUGGCCUGAGGAUUAGCCUCUGCUUAGCCUCGAUAGUCCUUCCCUUCUCCCGCCCCCCCCCCCCCACCGCGAGUCAGAAACCGGCCCCUUCUGUGGGCAUCGCCGU